AUGACUUUCCAGGAGGAAGAAGUACUAAACGAGAUACCGAAAAACAGCCAAGAUUUCGAAUCCAAAGACAGUGAAUAUGAUCAUGAAACAGCUGCUGAUCAUGAGAACUUGGGGGAAUUGUUGAGUUUAGGUCUCAACAGAAACAACGAGUCCUUCACAACAGUUGGAGAUAAUUCUGAUCAUUCCCAGUCUUCAAAACCAGCAAGCUGUAACAAGGUUUUCUCAUGUAACUUCUGCGGGAGGAAGUUUUACAGUUCGCAAGCCUUGGGUGGCCACCAAAACGCACACAAAAGAGAAAGAGGAGCUGCAAAAAGGUACCAGUCUCAAAGGAUGAUGAUGACGACAAUGGGGUUUCCUUUCAAUAAUCGUCCUCUAACGGCGGCUCGAUCACUGGGCGUCCAGCCCCAUUCGCUUGUGGGCAAGCACAUGAGUAGAGAAGGGUCUGCCAUGGUCGCUAGAUUUAGCGAUGCCAACGCAGGGUUUGGGACGCCAUUGACACCUUUCAUGGUAGAAGAAAAGAUGGAUUUGAUCUGGCCAGGAAGCUUCCGCAUGGACAAAUUGCCAGAUCAACAACCAUCGGAUCAUUCGGAUGUACAUAAUAAGCUUGACUUGGAUCUUCGGCUGUAA
Messenger RNA from Juglans microcarpa x Juglans regia, 627 nucleotides. RefSeq names its product zinc finger protein 4-like. Lineage: Eukaryota; Viridiplantae; Streptophyta; Magnoliopsida; Fagales; Juglandaceae. Bases 1 to 627 code for a protein of 208 amino acids. The transcript has a single exon. The record is from RefSeq and is a predicted model, not a curated record.